AUGUGCCUCGUCACUGAUCCAGAUCUUGUGUUCAGCAAUGGCACAAUUUUGGAGUUCCUCGACUGUGCUGUUUGGGGAAUCUCGCCGUCGCACAGUGCUCACCACCUUGAGUCGCUGGCGACUGUGGUGUCCGACGUGGACAACGGCUCGGACAUCGUGCAGCGCAUAACCGCCAUGCUGGACACGGCGUCGGCCGAGCAGCCGUCGCCGUCGCCGCCGCCGGCGCUCGCGGGUUCGACGCCCGGCGGCUCGUCGGGCUCGGCGUCGCCCACGCAGUCCCCGGCGCUGGCCGGCGCGCCGCUGCACCACGCCCACCCGCAGCACCAGGCGCUGCACCACCACCAUCACCACCACCCGCUGUCGCCGCUGCGGUCGCUCUCCGUCGCCCCGCCGGGCGUGCUGCCGCCGCAGGCGCACCGCUCCCUGUCCGAAGGUGAAACCUCAAUGUCAAUUACAGACUUACUGGGUCUUAAUGUGCCAAGAGGAACGCUCUUGGGAAGUAAUAGCAGCCUGAAUUCCCCAUCUCCUCAGUUGUACGACCCAUCGCAGAAUUCGAGGUUCUUCCAGGAAGAACCACAUUAUCUGGACAUGAUGGAUGCAUCCGGAUUCCACACACCACUUCACAACCCGUGUGCCUUCAGAAGUUCCCCAGCGUACAGUGACUGUGGGAGCCCAACAGGAGUGGAUCAGUCUCUGUUACCAGCCUCCAACAACAGUGGCUCUACCUCCAACUCCCCCGUUGAUUCCGAUCUGAACCCCAACAGUGUUGAUGCCGGAAGCUUAGCUAAUCUCAUAAACUAUCUAUCCCUCUACAGAGGAAAUGAGCAACAGCAAGAACAGCAGCAGCAACAGGAUCAAAUGACAUCACUAAGAUUUUUACAGCAGCAACAACAUAAUCUGCAAGCAAGUUUCCUGUCGCAGUUCCUUCAGUCGCCACAGUCUCCAGACGGUCAGGCUGCCACCUGCUUCCCACUGUCAGCACCCUUGGGUCUUUCCCUCUCUUCACCUUGCCAGCAGCGCAGCCCUCCCCAGUCGCAACAGCAGUCGCGGCGCGUGAGAGUUCCGUCGCCGUUGCACCCGCUGACGCCACCGGAGCUCGGGUCGCCACUGCAGUGGCGGCAGUCGCCUUCGCUGACUUCGUCGCAGUCGCGGAACUCUGGGGCCGGCAACCCCGGGGGUGGUCAGGUGUGCCUUGAGCGUGCGGCCCGCUUCCACAAGAAUGCUGCCUCUCUGGUCGAUGCCACCUGCACAUGGAGUGGAACAUUACCACCACGAUCUGUCAAGUCUGGUGCCUAUUCGUGUAAGGUAUUCCUUGGAGGAGUUCCUUGGGACAUGGGCGAGGCAGCCCUGGUGAAUGAACUUCACCAGUUUGGCCAAAUACGCAUAGAGUGGCCAGGCAAAGAACAGUCGGCAUCACAGCCGAAAGGCUACGUUUAUGCCAUUCUCGAGUCUGAAAGGAAGGUUAGAGAGCUCCUGAACGCAUGCACUCAAGAGUUGACGAGUGGUGGCAGCUGGUAUUUCAAGAUAUCCUCAAAGAAGAUGAAAGCUAAGGAAGUCCAGGUAAUCCCAUGGCUGUUAAGUGAUAGUAACUACAUAAAGUACACUUCACAGAAGCUGGACCCACAGAAAACUGUAUUUGUUGGUGCUCUUCAUGGAAUGCUAAAUGCUGAGGGUUUGGCGAAAAUAAUGAAUGACCUUUUUGGAGGUGUGAUAUAUGUAGGCAUUGACACAGACAAAUACAAGUAUCCAAUAGGCUCUGGCCGUGUGACCUUCAACAAUCCUCGUUCAUAUAUGAGGGCAGUAGUCGCAGCAUUCAUAGAAAUAAAAACUCCUCGUUUCACUAAGAAGGUGCAGGUAGACCCGUACCUGGAAGACUCCCUCUGUUCGUCGUGCGGCCUGCAGCAGGGGCCUUACUUCUGUCGAGACAUGGUGUGCUUCCGCUACUUCUGCCGGACAUGUUGGCACCGACACCACGACGGGCGCGAGCAGCUGCAGACGCACAAGACGCUGAUGCGCAACUCCAAAGGGAGCCGUGCCACCCCCAUCUCCGUGCCGGGCUUCUCGGCUCCUUCACUGUCAUCCCCGUCCUUCUCGUCGAUGAGUCCUCCCACUCUCAUCAACUGAGAUGUCCGUCGGAGCACGUCGUGGGGAGGGAGUUUGAAGUUACGUGGUGCUGGAGGCUGUACACGAGUGCUGCACCUCUGUGGCAAGUAUCGAGGCAGCUUGACGCGACACUGUACUCCCGGUAUGUGUGGAUUACUGCUGUCGGUAUCGCUGUGUAUGUGUGUGGGGGCACGUGGAAAUGUGUCGGUGCAUUAGAAGUUGUUGAUCUGCCACACUGAGGAGCUGCCUGUGUGUUCAGUUUCCUAAUUUUAAAAUUUUUUCCAUUGAUCAGUAUUAAUGCUGCUAGUUUAAUAGGAUAAGCGAGGUACUGAUGAAAAAUGUUCCUUUUUGAAGAGAGAUUACUUUAUUUAUAUUAAAUAGUUAUAUUAUUUGCCCGAAAUGGCAUCCUUAUAGUUUUUAAUUAUUUUGCUGCAGUUGGCAUUACUUACCCUAAUUUUACAAUGAGAGAAAUUGUGUUUUGUUUUUAUGAUGCUAUAUUUAAGAAGGGAGUUAAUUCUUUUUAGUGACACUAAAUCGUGAUUUAUUUUGAGGUGCAGAAAAUUUGCUCAUUUGCUAACCCACUUACAUAACUGGAUGGAAGCUUAUGACGAACUGGAUUGGAAAUGGUCUGUUCUUUGGAUUCUUUUGGCUAUUUCAUUAUCUAUACUGCAAUGGUGUAAACCCGACUGUGUAAAUAUGUUUAUUUUGGAAGAAUUUGUAUAUGAGAGUGUAUGAUUAGAAUCAUUGCAGUACAAAAACAACCAGGAGGGUUUUAAUUUACAGAAAUGUUAUACACAGUGUUCUUGAUUUUUUUAUUUAGUUUUUAUCAUUUCUUCUUAUAUCAAUAUAAAAAGACUGUUCUCUCUAUAUAAUAUUGCCAGCAGAGUGAAUAAAUUUCUGAGAAGAAAUUGUACUCAAAUCUUACGUCAUUUUAAAACAAAGAAUAUAACUACUCAGUCAUUAUUGCAAAAUAAAAACUCCCUUGUGUGGUUUCAAGAUCUCUUGGCAGUUGAAUCUUAUCUGACAGUACCACAUAGAUAGAACUUUAGUAACUUUUGUAAUUUAGUUUUUAUGCUUUCCCCAAAUAGUAACAGUAGCAGAAUUUAAUUACUUGCCUAUUGUUUCAGUUACACUUUACUGUUCCACAAUCAAUCAGAGCCGUAGUGCCUUGUUUCUGCCGCUGCUAACAGAAAUUGCAUAAUUGAAGUAGUCCUUUUGUAAUUUGUCUUAUACUGUGUACCAAGUUUUACAGAAGAUUUUGGUUCCCCUUUUGUUAACAGCAGCAAAAACAUGGCACCGUUAGUACUUAACUAGUUCAUGGACUAGUACAAAGUAACUAAAACAGUAGUCUUUAUGUUUAAUUCUGCUGUGGUUAUGACUUUGGAAAGACAUAAAAACUAAUUUUAGGAGCUAUAAAAUAUUUAUCUUUGUAGCACUGUCAGAUUUGUUUCAAUUAAGAUCUUUGUACUAAAAUCUUGCAUAAAACUUGGCACACACAUUAUUAUUUUAGAAUUUUUAAA
Messenger RNA from Schistocerca cancellata (South American locust), 3623 nucleotides. RefSeq lists its product as uncharacterized. NCBI's taxonomy places the organism in Eukaryota, Metazoa, Arthropoda, Insecta, Orthoptera, Acrididae. Gene Ontology annotation, biological process: negative regulation of cytoplasmic translation. Gene Ontology annotation, cellular component: synapse; cytoplasm; neuron projection. Gene Ontology annotation, molecular function: mRNA regulatory element binding translation repressor activity; mRNA 3'-UTR binding; ribosome binding. Bases 1 to 2124 code for a protein of 707 amino acids. The record is from RefSeq and is a predicted model, not a curated record. The transcript is spliced from 13 exons.